AUGGACAGCUAUUUCGUCUGUUUUUCCCAGGCUGCCACCAGUGAACGUGUGCAUGAAGGUGACGAGAAUGUAGAGCGAGGUAACUGGUCCUCGAAGACUGACUACUUGCUCUCAGUGAUCGGUUCUGCUGUGGGUUUGGGCAAUGUAUGGAGAUUCCCGUACCUGGCUUACAGAAAUGGAGGAGGUGCUUUCCUUAUUCCCUACAUUCUGAUGCUGGCAGUCACUGGGAUGCCAAUGUUUUUCUUAGAAACUUCCUUUGGGCAGUUUGCCAGCCUUGGACCGGGUGCAGUGUGGAAAGCCGUGCCCAUGUUACAGGGUGUGGACAUAAAUUUCGUUGUAUUUGCAGCAUUUGACUGCAUUUCAUAUACCUGCAUCCUCGCCUACAGUCUGUACUACCUGUUUGCAUCCUUCCAAUCACCAUUGCCGUGGGCAGAGUGCUUCAGUUGGUGGGGAGCAGAUGAAACAUGCAGCAGGACUCCCAAAGAUCCACUCUGCAAUCUCACUCUGAAUGAUGGAUGUUUUGAAAUCGUUAAUACAACAUGGCUGCAGGCAAACAAUGAAUCUUGUCCAAAUGGAUCAGAAAUCUCCAUUCCUCAGCAGGGCCCGAGUGAGCAAUAUUGGGAUAAAGCAGUUUUACGCCGUUCCAGUUCAAUGGAUGAGACGGGGGAGAUAAUCUGGUAUUUAGCCCUCUGCCUGCUUCUUGCCUGGCUAAUAGUUGGGGCAGCAUUAUCAAAAGGAAUCAAAUCUUCAGGAAAGAUGGUUUAUUUCACUGCGACGUUCCCUUACGUGGUUCUGACCAUACUCCUGAUCCGAGGGAUUACCCUGGAGGGAGCUUCUAAAGGAAUUGAAUUCUACAUCGGAAGCCAGUCAGACUUCUCCAGACUGGCUGAUGCUGAGGUUUCGGUUUGGUCUUCAUUGCCUACCCAGAGGCCCUUGCACAGUUGCCGUGGGCACCAUUAUGAAACAGUUAUGACAGCCCUGCAGGACCAGUUCCCUACAUUGCUCCGAUCAAAGCGCCUUCUUCUGACAGCUGGCAUUUGUUCGUUAUUUUAUCUGCUUGGCCUUCUAUAUGUGACACAGGCUGGGAUUUACUGGUUAAAUUUUAUGGAUCAUUACGCUAUGAACUGGAUUCUCGUUAUAACAGCUCUCCUGCAACUCAUCGGUCUCAGCUGGAUCUAUGGGUCAAACAGAUUCAUCAAGGACAUUGAGAUGAUGAUUGGGGAAAGGACUUGGCUCUUCUGGCUCUGGUGGAGAAUGUGUUGGAUUCUGAUCUCUCCAUGUUUGCUGGUGGCAGUCUUAAUCUGGUCCUUAGCAACACUCACCCCUCCAACAUAUGGACCUGUUGAAUACCCUGUCUGGUCAGGAGCACUGGGCUGGUGUAUGGCCAUCUUUUGUAUUAUGUGGAUCCCCAUUGUGGCUGUGGUGAGAGUUGUCCAAGCUGACGGCCCCACCUUGUGGCAGAAAAUAUCUGCUGCUUGCACAUCAGCUCCUGAUUGGGGUCCGUACUUGAAACAACACAGAGGGGAAAGAUAGAGGAAGACGCCUGACUCUACAGAAGACCCAAACUGUGUGCACCUUCUGGUCAUUCCUGAGAAG
This is a messenger RNA of Chiloscyllium plagiosum (whitespotted bambooshark), 1596 nucleotides long. Its product is annotated as sodium- and chloride-dependent neutral and basic amino acid transporter B(0+)-like. The record is from RefSeq and is a predicted model, not a curated record. Gene Ontology annotation, biological process: sodium ion transmembrane transport; amino acid import across plasma membrane; (R)-carnitine transmembrane transport. Gene Ontology annotation, cellular component: plasma membrane. Gene Ontology annotation, molecular function: alanine transmembrane transporter activity; (R)-carnitine transmembrane transporter activity; neutral, basic amino acid:sodium:chloride symporter activity. NCBI's taxonomy places the organism in Eukaryota, Metazoa, Chordata, Chondrichthyes, Orectolobiformes, Hemiscylliidae.